GUGUAGAGGAGCCCAUCCCUGCCAUCCUGUGCCUGCCGCUGCCGUGUGCUUGCUGCACCGACCGAGGAGUGACCCCAGCAGAGUCAUGCACGCCAACACCGCCAGCGCUCGGAUCCUCAUCAAGGGAGGGAAAGUGGUGAACGAUGACUGCACCCAAGAGGCAGAUGUGUACAUCGAGAAUGGCAUCAUCCAGCAGGUGGGGCGGGAGCUGAUGAUACCCGGAGGAGCAAAGGUCAUCGAUGCCACAGGAAAGCUGGUUAUACCUGGAGGCAUUGAUACCAGCACCCAUUUCCACCAGACCUUCAUGAAUGCUACUUGUAUGGAUGACUUCUACAAUGGGACCAAGGCAGCCCUUAUGGGAGGUACCACUAUGGUUAUCGGACAUGUUUUGCCAGACAAGGACAUCUCCCUGCUGGACGCUUACGAGAAGUGCCGGAGCCUGGCAGACCCCAAGGUGUGCUGCGACUACGCUCUGCACAUGGGAGUGACGUGGUGGGGAUCCAAGGUCAAGGCAGAGAUGGAGACUUUGGUGCGGGAAAAAGGGGUUAACUCAUUCCAGAUGUUCAUGGCGUACAAGGACCUGUACAUGCUGCGGGACAGCGAGCUGUACCAAGUCUUCCGGCACUGCAAGGAUCUUGGUGCUGUGGCUCGCAUCCACGCUGAGAACGGAGACCUGGUGGCGGAGGGUGCAAAGGAAACUCUGGAUCUGGGUAUAACAGGACCAGAAGGGAUUGAGAUCAGCCGGCCUGAAGAGCUUGAAGCCGAGGCCGUGCACAGGGCUAUAACCAUCGCUAACAGGACAUUCUGUCCUUUAUAUCUGGUUAAUGUGUCCAGUAUGUCGGCUGGAGAUGUCAUUGCUUCAGCCAAGAUGCAAGGUAAAAUCGUAUACGGAGAGACCACCACUGCCCACGCCACUCUAAAUGGGCUGCACUACUACCAUCAAGACUGGUCCCAUGCGGCUGCCUAUGUCACCGUUCCCCCACUCCGACUAGACUCAAACACACCCAACUACCUCAUGAGCCUGCUGGCCAACGAUACACUCAACGUGGUGUCUUCAGACCACAGAACAUUCACCACCAAACAGAAAGCCAUGGGCAAAGAGGACUUCACCAAGAUUCCUCAUGGUGUUGGAGGUGUGCAAGACCGCAUGAGUGUCAUCUGGGAACGAGGAGUGGUCGGGGGUAAAAUGGACGAGAAUCGCUUUGUGGCAGUGACCAGUUCCAACGCUGCCAAGAUUCACAACAUGUACCCCCUGAAGGGGCGUAUUAUUCCAGGCGCAGAUGCAGACAUUGUGGUCUGGGACCCAGAAGCUGCAAAGACUCUGUCCGCCAGCACCCAGGUUCAGGCAGGGGAUGUGAACCUGUAUGAGAACAUGCGCUGCCACGGCGUGGCCCUGGUCACUAUCAGCCGAGGACGGGUGGUCUAUGAGAAUGGAGUCUUCAUGUGCGCUGAAGGUUCUGGCUCAUUCUUCCCUAUGAGGACCUACCCUGACUUCCUUUACAAGAAGAUGAUCCAGAAGGAGAAGACCUUAAGCCUCAAAUGUGUAGACCGGACUCCUUAUCAGGGGGAUGUAGCUGUGGUGCAUGCUGGCAAAAAGGAAACAGGCAGCCCGAUGGCAGACACUCCCACUCGGCCAACCACACGUCACGGGGGGGUGAGGGAUCUUCACGAAUCCGGCUUCAGCUUAUCUGAGAGGCUGGAGCGUGUGUCCUGCACCAAUAACGGAUCCUGCUACAGGCCACUCAGUGAGACAAUAUAA
Bombina bombina (fire-bellied toad) is the source of this 1759-nucleotide messenger RNA. It is a transcript of the gene DPYSL5, whose product is annotated as dihydropyrimidinase like 5. Gene Ontology annotation, cellular component: cytoplasm; cytosol. The transcript is spliced from 13 exons. Gene Ontology annotation, molecular function: hydrolase activity, acting on carbon-nitrogen (but not peptide) bonds, in cyclic amides. NCBI's taxonomy places the organism in Eukaryota, Metazoa, Chordata, Amphibia, Anura, Bombinatoridae. The record is from RefSeq and is a predicted model, not a curated record. The coding region runs from base 86 to 1759 and encodes 557 amino acids.